AUGGAGGAAACUGUUGUUACGAUUGCAGAAAAAGUUGCAGAGUACCUGGUCGCUCCAAUUGGACGUUCAUUUGGCUAUCUGUUUAACUACCGCAGCAACAUUGAUGAUCUCAGGCAACAAGUUGAGAAGCUGGGGGAUGCCAGGGCUAGGUUGGAGCGAUCUGUAGAUGAAGCUAUUAGGAAUGGGGAUGAAAUUGAAGCUGAUGUUGACAAGUGGCUUUUACGUGUUAGUGGGUUCAUGGAAGAGGCUGGCAAAUUUUUUGAGCUUGAGAAGAAAGCAAACCAGAGCUGUUUCAAUGGGUCCUGUCCAAAUUUGAAGUCACAAUACCAGCUGAGCAGGGAAGCGAAGAAGAGGGCAAGGGUUGUUGCUGAAAUACAAGGAGAUGGAAAAUUUGAGAGGGUAUCAUAUCGUGCUCCUCUGCCAGGGAUAGGAUCUGCGCCUUUCAAAGGUCAUGAAGCUUUAGAAUCAAGAAUGACUACUUUGGAUGAAAUUAUGGAGGCCUUGAGGGAUGCUCAUGUCAAUAUCAUUGGGGUAUGGGGAAUGGCUGGUGUGGGGAAGACCACACUGAUGAAACAAGUAGCUAAACAAGCUGAAGAAGAGAAGUUAUUUGACAAGGUGGUUAUGGCUUAUAUAUCUUCCACUCCUGAGUUGAAAAAAAUUCAAGGUGAACUUGCAGACAUGCUUGGUUUGAAAUUUGAGGAGGAGAGUCAAAUGGGAAGAGCGGCUCGACUAUGUGAGAGGUUGAAGAAAGUGAAGAAGAUCCUCAUCAUAUUGGAUGAUAUUUGGACUGAACUCGAUCUGGAGAAAGUGGGAAUUCCUUUUGGAGAUGAUCAUAAGGGAUGUAAAAUGGUGCUCACCUCUAGAAAUAAACAUAUAUUGUCCAAUGAGAUGGGUACUCAAAAGGAUUUCCCUGUUGAACAUUUACAAGAAGAAGAAGCAUUGAUUUUAUUUAAGAAGAUGCCAGGUGAUUCCAUUGAGGAGCCAGAUUUGCAAUCCAUAGCAAUUGAUGUAGCAAAAGAAUGUACAGGUUUGCCAAUUGCAAUCGUAACAGUGUCAAAGGCAUUAAAAAACAAGGGUUUGUCUAUAUGGAGGAUGCCUUGCGACAACUAA
Molecule: messenger RNA, 1110 nt
Organism: Vitis riparia (riverbank grape)
Lineage: Eukaryota; Viridiplantae; Streptophyta; Magnoliopsida; Vitales; Vitaceae
Product: disease resistance protein At4g27190-like
Exons: 1
Coding region: 1-1110 (369 amino acids)
Molecular function (GO): ATP hydrolysis activity; ADP binding
Source: RefSeq, a predicted model, not a curated record